This is a messenger RNA of Penicillium chermesinum, 1533 nucleotides long. RefSeq names its product UDP-N-acetylglucosamine diphosphorylase. Gene Ontology annotation, biological process: UDP-N-acetylglucosamine biosynthetic process. Bases 1 to 1533 code for a protein of 510 amino acids. The record is from RefSeq and is a predicted model, not a curated record. The transcript has 3 exons. Gene Ontology annotation, molecular function: UDP-N-acetylglucosamine diphosphorylase activity. Lineage: Eukaryota; Fungi; Ascomycota; Eurotiomycetes; Eurotiales; Aspergillaceae.
AUGGCGGAGGCUAUUAAAGAAACCGUCUCCAAUCUAAUUGGAAAAGUCACAGGCGCUGGCGAACCCGCUCCCCGCGAGCCCUCCGCUGAGGAAUUCCAGCAACUGCAGAAGAAGUACACCGACGCUGGACAAGGCCACGUCUUUGCCUUUGUUGAGGAGCUGUCCACCGUCGAGAAGUCAAUCCUCUUCCACCAGCUGAAUAACUUCGAUCCCGCCCGCAUCAAUGAUCUGGCCAACACCGCCCUGCACCCUCCCAAAACCGAGCAGACCACCGUGACGGUUGAGCCCUUGCCCGAAGCUGCCACUGCCUCCAUUAUCGACUCCGACCCCGCUGACGUCCAAAAAUGGUACGACCUCGGUCUGAAGGAGGUGUCCGCCAACAAGGUCGCUGUCGUUCUGAUGGCUGGCGGUCAGGGUACCCGCCUCGGUAGCUCUGCUCCCAAGGGGUGCUUUGACAUUGGCUUGCUGAGCCAGAAGUCUCUGUUCCAGCUCCAGGCUGAGCGUAUCAUCAGGCUGCAGGAGUUGGCUAAGAAGGCACAUGGCGUCGAGAAGCCUAUCAUUCCUUGGUACGUGAUGACCAGCGGCCCUACUCGCAAGCCAACGGAAGACUUCUUCCGAAAACACAGCUACUUCGGCCUGGAGGAGAAGAACGUGUUUAUCUUCGAGCAGGGGGUUCUACCGUGUAUCUCGAAUGAUGGCAAGAUCAUGCUCGAGGCAAAGGGCAAGGUCGCUGUCGCCCCCGAUGGAAACGGCGGUAUCUACCAGGGACUUGUGACUUCCGGUGCACGUGAGGACAUGCGCACGCGUGGUAUCCAGCAUAUCCACAUCUUCGGCGUGGACAAUUGUCUCGUUAAGGUGGCCGACCCCGUCCUCAUUGGUUUCUCUGCCUCCAAGGAUGUCGACAUUGCUACCAAGGUGGUGCGCAAGCGCAAUGCCACCGAGUCCGUCGGCCUGAUUAUCCAGAAGAAUGGCAAGCCCGAUGUCGUCGAGUACUCGGAGAUCGACAAGGAGACCGCCGAGGCUAAGGACCCCAAGCAGCCCGACGUGCUCAAGUUCCGUGCCGCCAACAUCGUCAACCACUACUACUCUUUCCGCUUCCUCGAGUCCAUUGAGAACUGGGUGCACAAGCUGCCUCACCACGUCGCCCGCAAGAAGAUUGCCUGUGUCAACCCUGAGAACGGCGAGGCCGUCAAGCCGGAGAAGCCCAACGGCAUCAAGCUCGAACAGUUCAUCUUCGAUGUUUUCCCUAUGACUCCUUUGGACAAGUUCGCCAGCCUUGAGGUGCGCCGUGAGGACGAGUUCUCGCCUCUCAAGAACGCCCGUGGCACCGGCGAGGAUGACCCGGAUACCAGCCGCGCAGACAUUCUGAAGCAAGGCCAACGAUGGGUCGAGGCUGCUGGUGCUGUUGUGAUCACUGAUGGCGAGGCAUUCGGGGUCGAGGUUUCUCCUCUAAUCAGCUACGCCGGAGAGAACCUGGAGUUCUUGUCUGGGCGUGAGAUCAAGGCCCCGGCGAUCCUCGAGAAGGAGGAAUAG